Molecule: messenger RNA, 14151 nt
Organism: Caenorhabditis auriculariae
Lineage: Eukaryota; Metazoa; Nematoda; Chromadorea; Rhabditida; Rhabditidae
Source: the annotation of a GenBank genome assembly
AUGGGUAACUUUAUGGAUUUUUCCUUUUUUUUUUAUCACCAAAGACUUGGCGAGUUUCUAGUUUCUGAGCCAUGAGAUAUCGCAGGGCUCACACUAGUGAAUGUCAUAAACCACCCUUUAAAUUUGGGACUCUCUACUCGCUAGGUGGCCAGGUCCUCAACAGGUGUACCCGUAUUGAACCGUAUUAAAGCACGGCUAGGCCAACCUCAUAAGCAUGCGAGUUCGUUCACUGAAAGGGCUAAGAAAAAAUUUGGACGUCAAAAAAUUGGUUUCGUAUACUCGCAUGCUGAGAAGGGUAACCCAGCCGUGCUAACGCGGCGUGUCAGAAAGUGUCCCCGUAUUAAACCCUUAAAAGCACAGCUGGUCGAACUUUUGGCAAUUUUUUAGCCCAGCUGGGCUACCUAUUUUUCUUACACCCGUUGUUCUCUCGUUUUAGCCCCACUGAGAUUGAAAGAACCUCGAAACCACGGGUUUAAAACGAGUACACCCCAGAGAAAUGCGAGGCCGGCGCGAGAAAAAAGCGAGAUGCUUGCGAACUCGUCAAUGUGCCGCCAGUGUCUCGCGUUUAUCUCGGCAGUUAUUCUAAGUGAAUUGUACCUCUUUUGCAAUAUUUCUUGAUAGGCUAAUUCACACAGUAUCAAAAACGAAUUAUGAGAUAGAUACGAUGAAUACUUUUUUUCGGCUUUUUAGUCGUGGUUUUAUCUGUUGUAUUGACAGUAAAUAAUUUUUAAUAUAUUCUAAUUUACUAUAAAUAUGUUCAAAAAGUUCAAAUUAGUUGGAAUUAUCCUUGUCAGUUCGAUACUUUGUUUUCAAGGGUCUUCCAAACCUCGUCUGAAAAGGCAGCUAGUCUUCGCCUUCGGUAUCCUGUUUUGCACGCUGUCCACGGUUACGAGUCAAGGUGCACUUUUUUUUCAUAUCUUCAGUGUAUUCAACAGGCCAAGUCUAGAAAAGGCUUUGAAAAUUUAUCAAAAUAUGCCUUUUGAAAGAACUUUCCAUGAUCUCUUUUUCAUGACGUUAUUGGAAAAGUCCGAAGAUGAAAAGUGAGCGUUUUGUGGACAAAUACGCAUCAACCUUGGAGGAUCGAACCUAGGAAAACGAAUAAUGCAAACGUUUAUCCCUUUUUUGGUUUUCAUUAUUUUGUUUUUUUCGUUCCAUUUUCCUUUGUUGUUUUAUUGUGAGGUUAUAAUGUCCCGACCAGAAAUGAAAACUGCAUGAUUUUUUCAAUUCAUUCUUUUGAAAAAAAAAGUAGUGCGCAUUUAUUGCAUGCCUGUAGGCAAAAUUUUUUGCAGAGCGUCUUUUACGUUUUUGUUCCCUCUAUAGGCAUUCCUCACAAACUUUUGCACACAAAUUUUGCUGAAGAAGCCCUUCAGAUCCAUGAAACACAGGAAAAUGCGAUUUCGCAAUCAAACAUCGAAAUUAAAUUAUUAGCUCUAAACCUUGAAAAUAUGAAACACAAUGUGAUUUUAAGUCAAAUUCUCAAAGAAAACCUCGCCAUUGAAACAUAAAAUUAAAAGCAGUGGAGUUUUUUUGUUAUAGAUAAGUCAGAUUAAAAAUAAUUAGGUAUGACUUUAUGUGGCCGAAACACGUCAUAAAUAACAAAAUAAAAACAAAUCGAAUGAAGAAGAAAUCAUCAUCAAAAUUUAUUGGUCGUUUUAGUCAGAUGGAACCGACUAGGUGGUGAAAAAAUUGCUUUUUUGAGCAGUGCUAACACCGCCUUUGACGAAAAAGAAGUCAAAACGUGUAGUUGAUUGGAUUGAAACCAUGGUCUUACGGUCCUUCGCCUCGUUCUUCCACAAGUAGAUCCCUCAGUUUCGCUGGUACGGGCACGGCGGUGAUGGCGGGGCUCGGGCACGGACCCCGUGUACACUCUAGGGCAGCCUCGGCCGAUUGAGAGAGCUGCCACUUCGAGUGAAGAAGACACACGGAAUAACGAAAAACAAGUAAAAAUUUCCAAUAUACGUUUUCCAAGAUUCAAAUUUUCAAAAAUUUGAAAAAAGCCCACCAGUAUUGUUGCAUAAACAAUUGACGCUCACGAAUAUUCGCGGAAUUGUUCCUAUCAGCAUCAUUUGAAAACUAGAGUCCAUGUACUGUCUUAAAGGCGGUUUGUCAAAAAUUGUUCGGGAUAUCAUAGACAUCUUCGAAUUUUUUUUUUGCGUGUAAAAAAAAGAUUUUCAGCUUGAUAUUUUCAGUGAAAUGUUGCAAAAGAGCUGCGUGGGCAUACCCAACAGGGGAUGCUGUUCCACCAGAGUGCGACUUUUCUCGUUCGAAAUGCACCGAGGGAUCGAUUACAAUGGAACAGCCUUCUUCUUCUUCAGAAAUGCCGACUUUUUUGGGAAAUGCUUUGAGAACUGGCCCUAUAAGCAUACUGGACAACACGAAAGUAGGAAUCAUGAUCCAGCACUUGAUAGAAAUCGUCCAUAAUGGUACAGGUAAGGCUUUUUCGAAAUGGAAAAAUACGAAAAAGUUGAAAAAGUUCUUGAGUUACACGAAAUCAUUCAUCUUUUUAAUGAGUUUAAAGGAAAGGUCCCUUUUAAAGAAUGAAAAAUUUCAAACUGUUACACCGUGACGUCAUGCUACCUUUUUCUGACCAACUCUGCAACACACCGAUGAUUUGGUAAAAUCAAUUCACCCCUAAAAUAUCCUUGUCAUUUUUUGAAAUUUAGGAUGAAAAUUUUGCGAACUUCGGGUAUAUACAUUUUUUUUUUAGUUCUUUUUUCUUUUAAAAAUCUAAAUUAAUGCCGUGUUCGAAGUAAUUUCGGCGAUUUAAAAGUAGAGGCGUUAUUCGUUUAAAAUGAUUUCGGGAAAUAGGCGAAAUUGGUAUUCUGGGAAGGUGAGUCCUUCAACGAUAUACCGUUGGAUAUAGUCUGUUCAGAUUUUGAAUGUCAAGUGCAAUGACGUCAUUCAAAAACACUCUGUGGAUGGCUCGCUCUCCGAUUGGUUUGUCGCACCAUUAGGGGCGGAGCUUGAGCGACGACUUGACAUUCAAAAUCUGAUCAGACUAUACGCAUUUUUACGGUGAGUUUUACGCGCGAAUUUUAACUUUCAGUAAAAAUGGCCAAAUAAUUCUAAAAUUUUGAGUUUCCGCGAAGAAAUUACGGUAAAAAUGCAUAUUUAACGAUAUAUCGUUGUAGGACUCAUUUUUUCUGCGCAUUCUCGGAAUAGCAAUUCUGCCUAUUUUCUGAAUUCAUUUUAAACGAAUAACGCGUCCAUUUUGAAAUCGCCGGUAUUACUUUUUAACACGGCAUCAGUAAGCUUUAAAAAAACCAAUCUUCUAAUAGAAAAAAAUUUGUUCUUUCAGAAAAAAACAAAAAAACUGGAGAAAUGCUUUUUUUCUUUUUUUGUAAUAAUAUGAGACAUUCAUUCGAGUUGAAAUGGAAAUUUCACAAUUUAAAAAGUUACUUUGCAGGUCCGGCUAUUCAUUUGAGGGAGCCCAAUUUGGAUGAUAAAUUUUUCUUUCAAAAAAAAUUGCAAAAAAAUAACAGUGGAUAAUCCUUAUAUAUUCUGCAAAAAUUGGGACCUUAUUCGUCUGGAAAAUAACGUGACGGAAGAAAUAAAGCUCCGGCUGGAGAAAGUGGCCAACAAGGUAAGUUUUUAAAAAAUCGAAAAAUAACAGGUUUUCAAAAAGAAACAACGUAUGAAUGAAUUAACGCCUGGAAAGAGCAAGAAAGAUUAGAGACUACCUCUGACUAGGGAGUUACUCGGGCUCGGGUACGCGUAUCAAGUUGAAACUGAGGUGGCUUUAGAAUUGGGUAAGAGUUCUUAGAUACGAGAGAGAUAAUCUGCUGAACCACAUAAGCUUCUGAGGAAAAGCUUUUCGAAGAAAUCUAGGAAGAUUCUUGUACGCGCUUGGAUCUGAGGCUUGGCUUUCGGGUCAUUCUCACGUUUGAAUUUUUUUGAUAAGUUCGUUUUCUGUCGAGCGCGAGUCAUUUUUUUGAAUUUUUUUCCUUGAAGACUAAAAAAACAUUGAAAAAAAUUACGAAUUUGAAAUUUUUUUCUCAUCAAUAUAAUUUUUUUCAUUUUUUUGAAAAAAAUUCAGGAACAAAUUUCAAGACGCUUGAAAAAAACAAGUUGAGAGGCACCGCAACUGUGCUGAAAAUCACUCUUUUUUUAAUCUUUUCAUUUUUUUAAAGCUAAAAUAAUCAAAAGAAGAACGUUUCCAUUAAUUUUAUGGUUUUUGAAAAAGCUUUUUUUUCUUUAUGAAAAAUGCAAAAAAUAUUUGCCUUCGACAGGAAUGAAACCUAUUAAAAAUUAUCAUGAAAAGAAUCCUCAAGCCACUGCGCCAUAGCUCCUCGAUGUGAGAGGAAGGGCAGGUAUGGCUGAUUCACGACUGGCUUGAGCCACUGAAAAAAGGGUCCUGACACGAUAAUGCGCGAGAUUUCGUGCAUUAUCAGUGCCUGGCUUGUGGAAAGCGCAGACAGGACACGCCCCCUUAGCGUCCCACGCUGGCAGUGAAUCAGCUAUACGUACAGGACUCUUCCUGGAUUUCUUAGAGGAGCUUUUUCUUAGAAACCUAUGGUUCUAGCAGACCUCUCUCGUUUCCAAACGCUUCUACCCAGAUCUAUUAGACACAGAAGUUCCAAUUCGGUACGCUCCCUCUUGAGAACUACUGACUCUACCUCGUAAACAAAUUUUAGAAAUCAAUAUUGAGAAAAGAAACGAACUGAGCAAAAUUUCAACCUUGCUUCCUUUUUUUUUACUUUUCUUUUCCAAACCUCCUAAUUGAUAUCCAUCACGAUAAUCUCCGGAUUCGACCCCAUUGCUUCUUAGUCAGUUAAAAGUUUUCCGUUUGUCACAUGUCAUUUCUAGUCAGACGCUUUUUUGAACGACCUCUUGGAAUUCGCCCAAACUCUGUUUGUUAAACUUGCUAUCACACACCAAAGAACAAGGAACAAUUUCCAAUAUCUCGGAGUCUGUACUAUUCAGACUCUCGCCGUUUGUAAUACUGUUACGACGCCAGCGCCAACGGCAGCACCACUAAACACCACGACGACGUUGACGAUCAGCAGCCUUUCCACGACUUCGAACGACACCGCGGGUGUCCCGCAACAAUGUGCUCAGAGCGUGGCUUCCGCCGCCGCCGCUGCCUCAGCCUCAGCCAAAGAAAAGGAAUGUCCUAGCAAAAGUAAUUUCAAGGGUUUUCGUGUUUUCAACGGUGAACCGAGUUCCAGACGGACUGCUGAUCGGAGCGGUAAUAGUCAUUGUUGUGCUUCUGGUCCUCCUGGGAAUUUCGAUGUACAUCUCCAUCAGGCUCUACUUCUUCAGGAAGGACGAGGACGCCGCUUUUGCCGCAUAUGGUAACUAUAUCAUGUAGUUUAAUUAGGCAAACGCUUGAAAAAAAAUCACAAAAUGUAUUUUAAGCGUUUCCUUAGGUUUUGCACACUGUGAUUUAAAAAAAAACUCAUAAACGGAGUUUUUUUCAAUUGAUCCAAUAGCCAUGAAAAAUCGAGACAUAUUUUCAUAAGACGUUGAAUUUCUUGAAAAAAUAAUAGCAUUUUCAUAAUAAGAAAAUUUUUACGCCAAAUAAAUUGUCCGCAUACACGGCACUGUUAACUGUCGAAUUUCGUCUUUUUUUUCUGGUAUUAAAUUUACUGCUGACAAAGGGAGAUCAUUGUAAAAAUUUUUAAUUCUUCAAAAACUUGCGUGAAUUUCUCUGUCAGGUCGCUGAAGACAGUUUCUACCUGCCCAAACUUUGAGUUUCGGAUGUGAAUUGCAAAAUAUUGAAUGCAAGCCCUAAUAAUGUGUUGUAAAAAAAUAUUGGAAGAUCAUAUAUAGUCUGUUCAGAUUUUAAAUGUCAAGUGCAAUGACGUCAUUCAAAAACCCUCUGUGGAUGGCUCGCUCUCUGAUUGGUUUAUCGCGCCAUUAGGGGGCGGAGCUUGAGCGACGACUUGACAUUCAGAAUCUGAAAAGACUAUAUCCUAAGAAAAAAAAGAAAAAAAAGCGCAGGUAGCCGUUUUAAGAGAUUUUCAUCUAAACUUAUAGAGAGCAACAUUUUGAAACUUUUUUUUCAAACCGCGACGAAAUUCGCAAAUUCUUUGUGAGAGAAAUACGCUAGUUCAUAGUAUUCUUUCAGUAUCCUAUGUCGCGCAACUUAUGAAUUCGAUGGUCUUCUUCCAAUCCGGCAGAGACGUUGCAAUGGGUUAGUUUCCCUAUUCGGAUCGUUAUUUUGAUCAGAGUUUUUUUAGUUCAUGCCGUUAUGAUGGAUGGUCUCAGAAAGAAGCAAGCCAAACUGCGUAAGUCUGGUUUUUAAAUUGAAAAAAGUUCCAUAUCUCAACAAAAACCAAAUUAAAAUUUUAGUUUGCAGUUCGAAUUUUCGAAAAAAAUUCAUUUUUUCAUGUUCCGAAAAAAUAUUCUAACAGUCUCCAAUUCGGUAUUUUCGCGUCUUUCUCUAGAAAACCGAACAAGGGCCACACCACCUUUUACAACGAGAAAAAGAUUCUCCAGAUUUUUGCAAUCGGCGGGAUAAACGGCAAAGUGUUAUAUGGUGUGUGAUAGGAUCAUUCCUUGGCCUUUUCAAAAAGCCCUCAAGUUCAAGUUCAACCUUCAGCUAAAAGAUCUGAAAAUCACUUUUGAUUACUUGUAGCGCCGGUGUACGGUAUUUUAAUUUGUUUUGGUUUUUUUUGGCGUGAGUGCGUGAGUUUGGUCCAAUUCACGACCAGCACCAACGUUACUGAUUCACAACCGCUCGCGGUUUCGCUCUGUCGCGAACGUUACUAAAAUCCGACCGUUUUUUUUUUCCUUUUUUUCGCGAACGUCACAAAAUCACGACCUUCUUUUUGCUCAAUGGUUUUGAAUUUUUUCAUAUUUAUUUUAAUACCCAUGGUGUCCUUUCAUUUCUCGAGUUAAUAGUAUUUUUUUAAAAUACUUUCAAGGUAUAGCAUAGUUUUAUCAACUCGAUUCUCUGUUAGUAGCCAGUUAAAAAGAAUACAUUCAAUAAUGAUAUCAGUUUAAUUUGAAUAUUGAAAAUUUCUAUAAAAAUUUUGAACUGCUAUAGCGCGGGAAUCGUAAAAAAAGAAAAUGUUUUAUAGAGCGGAAUCAACAAUUAUCUUGUGCAGAUAAAAAUUAUUUACCGAUUUUGAAAGAAACGACUCGGCAAUUGUUAAUGUUUUUUUAAUUACGAGGAGCAGAUCGAUAGGGUAUGAGAUAACGCAUGUUAUCGAAAACUUUUCGACUACAAACUGAUGACCGUUUUAGAAAACCCCCUGGAAAACUUCUUACUGGGGAGUGUACUGACAAGGGCUGUGUGCGCGGUGAACAUCGAGUUAGGAAUUGAGGCUUAUAUGGUAGAUGGACCUAGGGGAGAGUGCUCCAAAACGAAAGAGAAAAUCUGCUAAGCGCCAUAGGGUACCGAGAAAAAGCUCGUCAAAGUUUUGCCGCCACGUAUAUGGCCGCGCUCGGAGUGCUCGGCCAGCAACUGGGAGCGUGGUGAAGUGGCAGUGCUCUUAAAUGGCGCUGACGCUAUGCUAGGUUCGAUUCCUUUUGACGUCAAACUUUUUUUGCCUUGUUUUAUUCAAUUCUUCUACACUCUAUCAUCAAACAAAAAACAGCAAAAAAAAGUUUGAAAAAGUUCUAAUAAUUGGUUCAUGGCUUUCGAGAUCACAACACGAUUGGAUCGAAACAAUAUAAGUGAAAAAUCACUCGUGAAAAAAAAAAGAAACCAGGUACGAGUACGAGCCCGAAACAAAGGAAGACCUGUCAAUGUAAUUUCGCAUUCUCUAUGAAAUUUCAAAAGUUUCGGUGAACAAUAGAACUAACCUUUUGGUAUGAGAGGGGCUUCAAAAAAGGGAAAAUAGAGUCGGUGGAAUUUUUGCGAUGAAAGAUUUCUAAACAGUGAAAAAGACAUAUAAAAUGGUUGAAUGAGACCAGAGGAGCCAGGUGUGAUAUUAUUCACAAUUAUAAAUUUUUUUACACAAGGUAUACAACCUUUUAUUUUAUUUUAUUGUGCUAUCAUCUCGAGAAGCCGCCCGAGCAUCUAUUAUUUGGACGAUUUUUUAGAAGUUUUCGAUGGAAAAACUAAAUUUGACGCAAAAAAAAGUUUUUUUGUGCUUUCUCCUUUCUUCUUUCUCAAAUUUCAAUCAACUCCUUCAAUUCAAACUUUUUUUGCUGUUUUUUUUUGAUGAUAUAUUGCAGAAGAAUUGAAUAAACAAGAGCAAAAAAAGUUUGACGUUAAAAGGAAUCGAACCGAGCAUAGCGUCAGCGCCAUUCAAGAACACUGCCACUUCACCACGCUCCCAGUUGCUGGCUCAGCACUCCGAGCGCGGGGAUAUACGUGGCGGCAAAACUUUGACGAGCUUUUUCUCGGUACCCUAUGGCGCUUAGCAGAUUUUUUCUUUCGUUUUGGAGCACUCUCCCCUAGGUUCAUCUACCAUAUAAGCCUCAAUUCCUAACUCGAUGUUCACCGCGCACACAGCCCUUGUGAGCCCACAGUGUGAUUUCUGAAGGAGACUAGGCUCACCAGUUUUUCAAGCUGAUUACUAAUCUGUGCCCAAAAGUUGUUCUCAAGGCCUGUGAAAAAGAUAUUGACUAUCGAAGUUGAAAAAUUCGAUCUCGCCGAUUGAGCUCAUUUCAGGAGGGUAAAUAGUUCUUGUCCGACUGGUAAUCAAAAAAAAAUUUAAUUCUUCUCAAAAAAAAUUUUGGAGCACGGAUAUGAUUUUCAAAGUCCCUAGUUCGAAAUAACUUACAAGAAUGUAAAGUUACAUACUUUACAACCGAACCGAGCAUAGCGAACUUCUUUCAACAAGCUUAUAACUAAUCCAGAAGAAAUGCAUAAAAGUUUGAACUUAUGCUCUAAAAAUAAAUUUAAGUUUCGAUAGACUAUAUUUAGCAGGUUAUAACAUGUGAGCCUGAAAAUUGCGCGAAAAGUACAAAAAUAUAUUGAUAAACUGAAAUUUUGGAAGCAGAAAUCGUAAAAGAGAGUAAAAGUAUCAUAUGAAGUUUCUUCUUUUUGAAUAUUUCAAUACAGGGGUGCGCAUAAUUAUUGCACGGACUUUCAACUUUUAUAUCUUACAUUCAAAAAUUAUCUCAGGUCAAGUUGAUAGCAUACUUUUUUUGAUUAAGGUAUCAAUGAUAACGGAUGCAAAAUUUUUUUUUUCUCAGCCUUCUCUGGCUUCAGUUACGGACGAAAGACUCUCGUUGAUCCACCUCGAAAAUGGACUGAUUCUUUAGAUGCCAGUCAGAGGUUUUUUAGAUGCCAGUCAGAGGUCCUAGAAAGCUUUUCAAAAUAAUUAUCUUCAAGUUGCUCAAUUCUAAGACCCAUGAAAAGGAUUAGCGCCUGGCCGUAACGCUCUUUCAGUAGCGAAAAACAAAGUCGGGUAUGGUUUUGAGGCCGCCAUUUCGCUAGAAGUAAAGAUUCAAAAGUAAUUCUCAGAAAAUUAUUAGUAAACAACCUAUUGUUCAAAAAAGUACAUAUGAAACAGUAUUUGAUUCGAGAACGAAAAAGUUACAUCGCUCGAAAAAUCCGUGCAAUAAUUAUGCCCACCCAUGUAGAUGCGUGAAAAAAAAAACUUCUUCGAAAACUUUGCGAAAACACCUUAAAAAUAUUUCAAAAUAUAGUAAUAAUCAUUUGAAAAGUUAGGGGAAAUCAUGGGUAUUGAAAAUAAAUAAGAAAAACUUGAAAAAAGAAUAGGCGAAAAAUACAGGUCGUGCUAUAGUGACUUUUGCGAAAAAAAUAGAAAAAAAAAGCGGUCGGAUUUUAGUGACGUUCGCGACAGAGCAAAAUUUUAAGCGAUGGUGAAUUAGUAACGAUUGUUACUAAUUACUGUCAUAUCAUAAUCAGUAUUUUUCUAGAAAGUCUUACGACGGAAUUUCACAAUCGAGCCAUCGAACGCAAUAAGAAAUUUGAAGAAAGGCAGCCUCUAGACCCGAUAAAGAAUUUCUCCCUGAAGAGAACUAUAUGGGAUAAAAAAUUUGAGACUAGUGAUAAACGUGAAAUGACGGAGGAGUUUAUCGAAGCGGGUCAGAAAUAUGAGGCCGUCAAAAAAGUACACCAAGCUGGAAAGGAGUUUGAACCGCCGCAGGGAACUCGUAUCUGGUCGGAUCUUCGACUGAAAGAUCAUGAUAAAAUGGAGAUAGCGAAACUGCCUGAACAGCAAAUGAUCGAGAGAAAUCAAAUACAUUAUGUGAAAAAAAAUCCACCGACGGCUUAUUUGAAAAGACGGCAAAAAGCUGGACUUGAUCCGCCUUCCAAAGUUACCACCAGCGUCGCCAAAACUGAAAAGUCCAAAAUGGAAGAGAAGAAAAAGGAGGACAAAAAGGCAGAAGAGAGGAAAAAAGAGGAUAUAAAGGCAGACGGACCGAAAAAGGCAGAAGCGCCGAAAAAGGACGAUCAAAAAGCAGAAGAGAAGAAAAAGGAGGACACAAAGGCAGAAGCGCCGAAAAAGGACGACGCGAAAAAAGAAGAGGCAGCCAAACAAGGAGAUGCGCCUAUUAAGUGCGUGAAAGUUGAAGAUAUCGUGAAGAGAGUUGUGAAAGAAGAUGAUCCGAAAAUGGUGUUCAUUAUGCCGCACGAGAACAUCCAGCUCGAGAAAUGUCAUCCGCUGUCUCUUUUGAGCCCAGUUCAAGCGAAGUACGACACGUUCAAGACCAAAUCGAAAGUUUUGCGUGGGUUUUUUUUUCCUCUCUUCGACAAUAGUGAUUCACUCACACAUCUAAAGUUUUAUAAUAUAUUUAUUCGAAAAAAAGCGUUUGGUAAGAUAAGAUAGAGAAAUAUCGUUUCAAGGUUUGCUGGUAAAACUUGAAAAACACAUUCGAAGUGUAGGUUUUUUUCUCAAUCGGACCUGAGGCCCGAUCGAAAAAAAUGAGCGGAAAAAAAUUUUAUGACUUCUCAAAAAAAUACACUUUGAUUUAAUUUUUCUCACAUGCAAUUCAAAAAAAUUCUGCUUCUCUAUCUCUGGAACAAGAUCAAAAAAUAUUUCAUUGAAAGUUAUAGAAUGUCUGAAAUUGUUCGUUAAAACUGAAGUGUAGAAAAGUUUUUCGAGGCGAUCCGAGUAAGAAUCAAAAGAUAGAUUCAACCAGAUGAGCAUCUUACGAGGAAAAAACUAUUCCACGAUAGGUCUCGUAGGUGUUGAAAACUUAGAACGAAAAAAAAAACCGAAAACGAAAACACGAAAACAGUUGAUAAUUUUUUUUUUCAAGCGAAGUUUUUGCUUUUUUGAGCAGUUUAUCAGGCGCUUAGCUCAGCUCAAACUUUUUUUUUGAAACUUUUAUUCAGUCUUCAGAGAAGGUUUCUCUGCUGAAUCAUGGAAUCAUUAAAGAGUUGUUUGUCGGUUCGCGAAACUGUUGUUGAUCAAGCGUAGACGGCGCGUAGAGCCUCUCGUCUCUCUUGUGAUAGUAGUAGACGACUUUCGAGCGCUCCGGCGAUCACUGCUUCUCCAUCUCAAACUACUAUAGUAAAAAUUUGAUACAAUACCAUGGGACUAAAUCUUUUGGAAUGGUCUUUUUUUCUGAAAACUAUAUUACGCUGUAUCGAAAUCUGCUCGUGAGAAAAAAAAAUCUUGUGAUACCUCAUAUGUAAAGAAGAAACUUUUCAGGGGAUACGUUCGCAGUUUUUUCGUUAAUGAUGGGAGAACUACAUGAAUACUAUCAUAUUCACGCAAAAGGUAUAAAGAUGCUGUGAGAGAAAAAGUUAUUUUGGUUUUGAUUUCAGUUUGGGCGCUUGUUAACGCAAACGCCAACCAUGUAGAGAUCAGAAUGGUGGAAAACGUGAGACAAAACGCUGGCGACUACGAUAAAAUGAAUUCAACUUGGCCCAUGCAUCCUGGGAUGAAAAAUGAGAAGAAUAAAUCUGCCAUAAAAAAUCGUCCCACCUACCACACUCCAUGUGAGUUUUCACUAACAAAUUUCAUAGUCAACUUUCUAUCCGCUUGAAAUGUAGUGGAAACAUACAUGGGAUAGUCUCGGUGGGACCUGAUAAAGGGGAGAGGACUUGGCGAAAAAAAAACGAGAAAGGGGGGGUGUUGGCGAUUUAGUGUAUACAGUGUUUCAAAACGGGCGAGCGCAGGCGAAAAAAAUGGUCGUCAAAAAGGGUAUAAUCCGACGUUACCAACAUGUUUGAUUUUCAGCAUAAAAGUAUAACCAUUCGAUCCGUCUCGUCGAGAUACGUACGAAUAUCAUAUGAUUAUUCGGCGCUGACCACUUAAAAAAAUUUAAGAUGAACUUUAUUAGUUUUCAAUCAAGUUUGUUCUCAGGAAUAGAAUUGUUUGCUUUGUCUUUUCAUGCACAUUAGUUAAUACAUUACUUAAGAAAAUAGACUUAGUUUUAAGGCUUCACACGGAGGCGAAGCGCGCAUAGCGCGAAGCCAACUGUGGCUCGCUUCGAAAAAAACUGAGCCACAGUGAACAAUUCUUCAAAUAAAUGAAGUACUUGACAUAAAAUGCAUGUAGUUUCAAAACGUGGACACUAAAAACACUAUCAGGUAGCUCUAAACGAAUUGCAAACUUGAUACGCGUAGCAAAAAAAUCUGUAAAAUGUGAUCCCCAAGAAACAAAAAAAUUUAAAGGAGAAUACUGUGGGCUUCAACGCGGGCGGUUAUAGUCUGUUAAGAUUUUGAAUGUCAGCAGCUAACCCCACCCCAUGGCUACAAUAUCUUUCGCGUCAAUGUUUUAUCUACAGAUCACGAUGGCCCUUUGAUAAGGCUGCAUUUUUGACUUCUUUUUCUAUCUUUUAGAUCAAAAAAGAUCAAAAUUAGUCCCGCGUGAUAAAACAUCGACGCGAAAAGGUACCGUCUCAGCAGGGGCGGAGUUAGUUGGUUGAGAUUCAAAAUCUGAACAGACUAUAGAUACAAGUAGGUACCGGGUAGCAACUCAAGUGAAUCGGCGAAACGUAAUCGGUGGUCAUUUGUAUGCGACCGGGUACUAUCUCUAUGGUACCUGGAUAGUACCUGAUCGGUAUCUGGAUGCUACCGGGUAUGUACCCGAAAUUCGCGAUUGCCACUGGCUGGCACAUCGGUCGUUUAUAUAGCAUCAGUGUUUUUUUACACCUACCCAAGCCUUCCAGGGUCUUAUUGGAUAAAGCUGACACAAAAAAUAACGACCCGGGAAGCAAUUCCAGACUUUCCGGUAGAAAUCGCGAAUGUCAGGUAGCUACCCGGUAGCUACUGCAUCGAACUCCGACCCAGGUACCAUAGAGAUAGUACCCGGUAGCAUACAAACGUCCACCGAUUACCAUACGCCGAUUGACUUUUUCAAAAGUUGCUACCCGGUAGCUACUUGUAUCGACUUCUCGAUUCAUCUUUGUUAAAACCUUUGGAAUCAAAAAUCUGGCGCUUUCAUUGAAUAUACCUAACUUUGAGUCAAAUUUCAAAACAAAAUUUUUUCCAUUUAAAUUGUAAAUGCUCAUAUAAGAUUUUGGAUCAAAGUAGACGGCGGGGAACGUUGGAAAAACUCUCCGUUGCCGAGCAAUCAGAGAAACUCUUUGCAUCGGGUGCUAGACGUGUUAGGAGGGUCGAGCCUUUCAGUUCUGACGAGUCGUUUCCAGUUGCCUACGACGAUCUCAAAAGGUUGCGCGCUUCUGCCACUGCCGAAGAGAAGCGGCUUCUGGAGCUGUUGGAGACCGAACACGCAGAGAUGGCGAGCCUCUUGCACGCCGAAGGGCUCAACUACUACUACUGGUUCAACAGUCCGUUUUUCCUCUUUCUUGACACUCUCGACACUUUGCAGACUUAAGAAGAAAAAAAAACAAUAAAUUUCGUAUUCUGAGACUCGUAAAAAGACUAGUAAUAAACUUCAUCAUGUUCCAGAGUACAUUCAUCCCAAACCAACGAUUCUGCCAGGAGAGACCCUCGGCGACGCUAUUAAGAGAUCUUUAAGUAAGUUUAUUAAUUUCGUGUUGUGAUUCUUGUCUCCGUCAUUUUAGGGCGCAAACUGAAGGAGUUUCAAGUUUGAUCGAAUGAGAUAUUUUUCAGAUAAAGAUGAGUGUCACAAUGAAAUCAAAGCUCAAAUGGACUACAUUCAUAACUUGGCAAAUCCCAAGGAUAAUCUCCUGAAACAGCAAAAGGAACUUGCUUCGACCGCUCCGAAAACGUCAGAAGACAAGAACUCGAAGGACAAGAAGUCGAAGGACAAGAAGUCGAAGGAAAAGAGUUCGAAAGACAAAAACUCGAAAGACAAAAACUCGAAGGAAAAGAGUUCGAAAGAGAAGAAACCGAAGAAGGCUUAG